Molecule: messenger RNA, 1211 nt
Organism: Mytilus trossulus (common blue mussel)
Lineage: Eukaryota; Metazoa; Mollusca; Bivalvia; Mytilida; Mytilidae
Exons: 4
Coding region: 195-1211 (338 amino acids)
Molecular function (GO): signaling receptor activity
Source: RefSeq, a predicted model, not a curated record
CCUGUGUCUCUUUUUUCUUCAAUCAAAAUGGAGCCUGUCAACUGCAUAAUAUAAAGGUAUCCAACACUGUGAAUUGUAUUAAGUAUUCGGGUACAUAUUAUUAUGUACGAAAAGAUUUUAUACCUGAAACGACAACGACUUUACAAAUAACAACAGCUCAUGUAGAUUUAGUACCUAAAACGACAACGAUCCAAAUGUUAAGAAAAACUUCUGCGGAUCUUAUACAUGAAACAACAUCGACUUCAAAGAUAACAACUUCUGUAGAUUUCAAACCAGAAACGACAACAACUUCUGUGGAUUUCAUACCAGAAACGACAACAACUUCUGUGGAUUUCAUACCAGAAACGACAACAACUUCUGAAGAUUUCAUACCAGAAACGACAACAGCUUCUGUGGAUUUCAUACCAGAAACGACAACUUCAAAGAUAACAACUUCUGUAGAUUUCAUACCAGAAAUGACAAAAACUUCUGUGGAUUUCAUACCAGAAACGACAACUACUACAAAGAUAACAACUUCUGUAGAUUUCAUACCAGAAACGAUAACAACUUCAAAGAUAACAACAUAUUCUGUAGGUUUCAUACCUGAAACGACAACUUCAAAGAAAACAACAGAUUCUGUGGAUUUCAUACCUGAAACGACAACAACUUCAAAGAUAACAACAUAUACUGUGGAUUUCAUACCAGAAACGACAACAACUUCAAAGAUAAUAAGAACUUCUCUAGAAUUUCAAUCUUCAUCCGAAACAACGAUUCCGACGUCCCAGUUAACAAGUAAACAAUUAUCAUGUGACCCAGACUGGAUAUUGGUGGGUGACAGCUGUUAUCGAAUUACGCCUCCAGAUACUACUACUAAGCAGGAAUGGAAAAAUGCGUCGGAAAUUUGUAAAAAUAAUGGUGGUUAUUUAGCAACCUUAGAAACAGCGGAAGAAAACCAGCUAGUAAAAGAUUAUGUAGGGACUUUAGGCAAAACAGAUUAUUUUAUCGGAGGAUCUGAUCUACAAACUGAGGGCACGUUUCUUUGGGAACACAGUGGUGUACUUGUAAAUUUACACGGCAGUGGCUUGUUUUAUGACUGGAUGUCGUUAAAUCAGCCUGAUAAUGGCAAUAGUAACCAGCAUUGUAUGGUACUUGCUGGACGAUACGGUCAUAUGUGGAAUGACAUGCAAUGUACUGUUGCAAGAGCUUUCAUUUGUGAGAAAGAUGCAGCAUAA